Daphnia pulex (common water flea) is the source of this 2186-nucleotide messenger RNA. It is a transcript of the gene Rep, whose product is annotated as rab proteins geranylgeranyltransferase component A 2-like. Gene Ontology annotation, cellular component: nucleus; cytoplasm; Rab-protein geranylgeranyltransferase complex. Gene Ontology annotation, molecular function: GDP-dissociation inhibitor activity. Bases 273 to 1874 code for a protein of 533 amino acids. The transcript is spliced from 8 exons. The record is from RefSeq and is a predicted model, not a curated record. Gene Ontology annotation, biological process: intracellular protein transport; small GTPase-mediated signal transduction; vesicle-mediated transport. Lineage: Eukaryota; Metazoa; Arthropoda; Branchiopoda; Diplostraca; Daphniidae.
UCUUAAUCCAGUAAUGUCAGUUAAUGUUGACAUUUUUUGACGAAAAGAGAGAGUGGAGAGACUAGAGAGGGUCACUUUGAUUUCUUUGUGGCAAUUGUCGACAAACCGUUUGUUAUUGACAUUUGACAAGAAACGGAAAUCAUUUCGUGAUCGUGGGCUAGCGCCGAUUUUUCAAUCCGGUCGUCAAACGAAGUCUGUUGUGGCAAUAAAUUCAACACAUUAGAAAACUCUAAUAUCGUUAUUCCAAGUAAAUUCGCGGAUUUGAGUUAAAAAUGACUGACGAUAUUCCUUCACCAUGUGAUUUGCUUGUGAUUGGUACAGGCCUCACAGAGAGUAUUGUUGCAUCAGCAGCCUCUAGAAUUGGAAAGCAAGUUGUACAUGUCGACCAUCGGGAUUUCUAUGGGAGCAAUUGGGCUACCUUUUCAUUCAACAACUUGCAUAAUGUAUUAGGUGUAAACAAAGGACUUACAGAGUGUAUAGAAGAAACUAAAAAAGAAACUUAUAGUCUUCACAUUGGUUUAAAUUCUAACACUGUUCUAAAUGUUGUUGAAAAAUGGUUCAUUUCCGAUGAAGAUGUGGAAGCAACCAUUGAUAACCAACUUAGGAUAGAAGAAACUAAUAAUGGAAUCCUUAAGCAAACAUGGACUAAAUCUGAAGUUCUUAAACACUCAAGAAAGUUCAACUUUGACUUGUCACCCAAGUUAUUAUAUUCAAAAGGAGAGAUGGUAGAAGUUUUAAUUAGCUCAGGAAUUUGUCGUUAUGCUGAAUUCAAAAAUGUCUCCUGCAUCUACACUUAUGAUAAUGUUGAGAGUGGUUUACUUCCUGUACCAUGCUCAAGGGCUGAUAUUUUCAAUUCUAAAGAUAUCACAAUGAUUGAAAAACGUCUUUUGAUGAAAAUACUGUCCAUGUGUAUGGAGUAUGAAACAAAGCCAGAGAAGUUUCAAGAGGAUGAAAUGGGAAAUUUUGGAAAUUUCCUUGAUGCCCAUAAAAUUCAGGGCAAAGUUAGAAAAUAUCUCAUUGACUCGGUAGCUAUGGCUAAAGAAUCAACAAAUUUCCAGGAUGCUGUGAAAAAUAUUCAGAAGUUUGUCCGAAGUAUUGGACGAUAUGGAAAUACACCUUUUCUGUGGACAUUGUAUGGCAGUGGAGAACUACCGCAAUGCUUUUGUAGGUGUUCGGCAGUGUUUGGAGGAGUCUACUGUCUGAAGCGUAGUACUCAAAGCAUAAUAAUUGGUAGCGAUGGACAGGCAACAGGAAUAAUGUGCGAUAACCAAAAUUUAAAGGCCAAGUUCAUAUUAAUAGAGGAUUCCCUUAAUCCCCUAGCGACAAUCAAAUCUGGAAUUUCCCGCGCUAUUCUAGUCACAAACAAAGCUUUAACCAGCAAUGAUCAAGCAGUUCUUAUUAAUCUCCCAUCAUUGAACGGCAAAGAACCCGUGCGAAUUCUUGAACUUUCGGCAUCAACCAUGGCUUGUCCACAAGGCCUGUACGUGGUUCAUUUAAUUACGCGCCAAGUUACAACAGCAAUUGAAGACCUAAGGGAAGUAAUCGAUACGUUUUUCAGUACCGGUGAAUCUAAUGAAAACGAAGCUUUACACAAACCCCAAAUUAUCUGGUCAUUGCAUUUCAACAUCAACGAGUAUGAAAGUUACGCUGACAUGUUGCCUUUAAAUAUGUACUCCAGUCCUGGGCCGAAUUCUUCAAUGGAUUUUGACAACCAUGUUAUUCAAGCGCGGAAUAUCUUCAAGUCUAUGUUUCCAGACGAAGACUUUCUUCCUCGAGUACCUGAUCCAGAAGAUGUCAUAUUGGAGGGAUCGGCAGAAGAGGUCGUAUUGCAGGAGUCGUUAGAAAACCAGGAAGUGCAAAAUGUUCACGAAUGAUAAUCGAUUAAAUUCAUUUGUUCGUCAGCCAAGAGAUAAAUCAUACAAUAAUAUGAUGGGAAGUAAAACUUUCGUGACAUUUUUGUAUAGUUGAAUCGUUUUAGGAGUAAUGAUUUAUUCCAUUGAUCAUUAUUCGCAAUCUCUACUGCUGUUCAAAAUACUUGUCAUUUUUCAUUGGUAAUUAUUUGCAUGUACACACUGUUCAAUGUGUGAUGUCGCGAAUGUGUACUCCAGUCCUGGGCCGAAUUCUUCAAUGGAUUUUGACAAUCAUGUUAUUCAAGUGAUUAUUAUAUUUUUCUCUGUUGCGUUUAA